CUAACAUAAGCAGUUAUGAGUGCUUAUUACUUCCCUUGAGCCGACCGCUCCUCUAUAACGUCGACACACUGAACCCUAGCCAAACCAUUAACUCGCUCAGAGCUCCAUCGCGAGCUUGUCAAUGGCGGCGAGGUUGACGAUACUCUCAAGGACCCUCAUCUUUCACCGUAAAACCCUAUGCCCUACGCUCAUUCGACCUAUUUCUGGCACCUCAUUCCUCUCUCAGGAGCCGUAUCUCCAAGAGAUCUCUCCUGCAGCAAGCCCGCUCCCUCCCAAUCCUUCAUCGGGAAGCCCCUUCUACCAGGAGAAUUGGCGAAAUCCUAGUGCUGGCUCUCUUGCACUCGGGCGCCAUUCGCUUGUUCCGGUGGGGUUUGAUGACUCCAGCGCUCGUAUAAUGGCAUUCUCGCAGACGCUGGACCUGGCUAGCCUAAUGUCCGUGUUUGCAGAUUGGAUGCUUUCGCAGCGGUGGUCCGAUCUGAAGCAGCUAUUCGAAUAUUGGAUUAGGUCGCUCGACGCCAGUGGCAAGCCAAACAAGCCUGAUGUGAACCUCUACAAUCAUUACCUGAGAGCUAAUCUGAUGAUGGCGGCGUCGGCUGGUGAGCUGCUUGAUCUCGUCGCACAGAUGCAGGAGUACGAUAUCUCACCCAACACUGCGUCGUAUAAUCUGGUGCUAAAGGCCAUGUACCAGGCCAGGGAGUACGAGGCGGCAGCAAAGCUUCUUGACCGGAUGCUGCUGACCGGCUGUAUGCCGGAUGAUGAAUCUUACAAUUUGGUCAUCGGUCUUCUACUCUUGAAGAACCAGAUUGACUCUGCAUUGAAGUACUUGGACAUGCUUCUCAAAUCUGGUUCCAUGCUCUCGUCAAGUGUAUUUACAGAAUAUGUACAGAGCUGUGUUAGCACUGGAAAGUUGGACACAUUAGCAUUAAUUAUAGAGAAAUGCAAGACAACUGACCAAAACAAGGCCUUGUCUCCAUCAUGGAAACUUUGCAACUACAUUGCAGAUGUUGCAAUGCAAGCUGAUCACAGUAAACUCGCUUUCUACGCUUUGGAAUUUCUGGCUCGCUGGAUCGCUCGUGGCGAGAAUGCACGACCUCCUAUUCUUCUUUCCGUGGAUGAAGGAUUGCUUGUUUCGACCCUUGCUACUGCAGGCAGGACUUUUGAUUCUACCCUUAUAGAUGCUUCUUGGUCAUUAUUGAAGCGUUCGCUCCGUCAGAAGAGGGCGCCAAAUCCAGAGACUUAUUUGGCGAAGAUUUAUGCAUAUUCAUCGCUGGGAAAUCUGCAACGUGCUUUUAGUACUCUUAAUGAGCUUGAAACUGCCUAUGGUAACUCUGAGGAUGUUGAUAAUGAGUUGUUUUCUCCUUUUUCUUCUUUAUGUCCGUUGGUUGCUGCAUGCUGCAAAAAUGGCUUCUCCACUUUGGACUCGGUUUAUCUUCAGUUAGAGAAUUUAAGUGAUUCAGAUCCACCUUACAAGUCAGUCGCUGCCCUCAACUGUGUUGUACUAGGUUGCGCAAACAUAUGGGACCUUGAUCGGGCCUAUGAGACGUUUGAGGCAAUAACUGAAAAGAUUGGAUUAACUCCUGAUAUACAUUCCUAUAAUGCUCUCUUGUGCGCAUUCGGAAAAGUUAAAAAGACAUCAGAGGCUUGUAAAGUUUUUGAGCAUUUAGUCAGCUUAGGCGUCAAACCAAAUGCAACAACAUACACAUUACUUGUGGAUGCACAUCUAGCUAACCGAGAUCCCAAAGCUGCUCUUAACAUAAUCGAUGAAAUGGCUGAUGCAGGAUUCACACCCUCAAAAGAGAUGCUUAAAAAGGUUCGGCGACGAUGCUCUCGUGAAAUAGACAUCAAUAGUGAUGAGCGGUUACAGUCUCUGGUUCACCAAUUCGGUUAUAUGAUGGGCGGCGAAGGUCGGAGAGAGUUGCUUUAUAGCCUAAACUAUGGAUCAAACUACUAAGCCACACUAAUUUGUUUCAGUCUGCCUAAUGGCUCAUUAGAAGGAUUUUUUAGGUUUUGAUUGUAAAUUAUCAUCUACAUUCGAUUUUGACUACCCUAAAAGGUGAGAUAGGCUCCCCUUUAUUUCACCUUCCUCGCUUUUAUUUCCCGGCAAUCUUAAGCUAUCGCAAUCACAAUUUUUCAGUCUUAGAUUUUAUGAACUCAGAAUAAUUUAUAUAAAAAGAUAACGUUAGGUGUUGUUAUGUACAUUUCUCAAAUCAUAAGUUCUUUUCCUGAGCACAUUUGUGCAAUGAAGUUAUUCUGUAAGUAGUUCUAUCAUUAGUGAAUAUUUGUGAUAGUGUAAAAAAAUUUGCUUGUGCAAAAUGGUAUUGUUAGUGUCGUAUAAGCAGGACUCAAUUUUGUUCAGCAUAUUACCAUGUGCAUUG
This is a messenger RNA of Phalaenopsis equestris, 2375 nucleotides long. RefSeq names its product pentatricopeptide repeat-containing protein At1g26460, mitochondrial. Gene Ontology annotation, molecular function: protein binding. Lineage: Eukaryota; Viridiplantae; Streptophyta; Magnoliopsida; Asparagales; Orchidaceae. The record is from RefSeq and is a predicted model, not a curated record. Bases 122 to 1951 code for a protein of 609 amino acids. The transcript is spliced from 7 exons.